AUUGCACAGGAUUCUUGUCUGACGGGGAGAACAGAAUAAAAGCAACUCUACAGGACCUUGUUUCCAAUAUAAGGGAGGUUUCUGAAGGAGAGCUCGGGGCACCAUUCCAUCGCUGUGAGCAUAUUUCAGCCCACAUACUCCUGGAGAAGAGGUUUGAAAGGGGCACUGGAGGUACUGUAUGUUCCUCGGCUGGGAGAGAAUUCAGAAUAACACAGGAAGCUGGUAACGCUUACCCUUGGCCACGUCCUCAAGAGAAAAUCUGCAUUCACCGCUCCGUAGAAAAUGUCUUAUGGUUCCAUUGAUGGGAGCGGAUUCGGAAGCCGGAACCCCUUUGGAGGCCCAUCGAGACAAGGAUAUCAGCCCCUAGCCACCCAGAUCGAUCCCAACGAACUCCAGGAAUUGUUUCAGGAAACUUCAGCCAACAUCUUCCGAAUUAACUCCAAUGUGACUUCCUUGGAAAGAACCCUUCGAUCUCUUGGGACAUCGAAUGAUACGCAAGAGCUGCGAGAUGGACUGCAUGCAACCCAGCAAGAGACCAAUAAAACCGUUACUACCAGCACGAAAGCUAUCAAGCAGCUGUCUGAGAUUGUCAGAGGUUCAUCUAGGCAAGAGCGACUUCAGCUGGACCGGUUGAAUAACCAGCUGUCUGAUGCCAUCCAGCGAUAUGGAGCUGUGCAAAAGAAAAUAGCAGAGAAGUCCAAAGCUUUGCUUCCUUCUGGGCAGAGAAGCAGCAAACAGCAGAGUCCCAGGACCCCCUUCUCCGACCUGGCUGAUGAUGAGAAGAUUUUUAAUGGAGGAGAUGGCAUGUGGCAGAACCAGAGUCAGGAUCAAGCCCUGCUCUCGGAAAUCACAGAAGAGGACCUGGAGGCCAUCCGUCUGCGGGAAGAAGCCAUUCAGCAGAUUGAGAGUGACAUGUUGGAUGUAAACCAGAUCAUUAAAGACCUGGCCUCCAUGGUUUAUGAACAAGGCGACACAAUAGACAGUAUUGAAGCCAACAUUGAGACUGCAUCUUCUAAUGUAGAAUCAGCCAAUGAGCAGUUGGCUAAAGCCAGUCAGCACCAAAGGAGCAGAUUUAAGAUGGCUGCUGGCCCCCGGAAGAGGAAGGAAAAGUUUUCUCCUGUAGAACUUGAGAUUUUGGUGGCGGAGGUGACCAAAAACCACGCUAGGCUCUAUGGGAGUGAGAGAGUCAACCUGAGCCAGCCAGAGAGGGAGAAGAUAUGGUGCAGCAUUGCCAGGAAGAUCAAUGCUGUUGCCAGGUCCCCCCGGACCACCCGGGACCUCCGGAGGAGAUGGGAUGAUAUGAAGAGGCGCACCAAGGAGAAGCUGGUGGAGAUGAGUCGCUCAACGGGGGAGCCCAGACCUGAUACUGUGCUGGUGCGGAUUUUGGAAAGUCCUUUGCUUGGGCAGGAGGAGACUAUUAAAGAGGCUGAGGCCAGAGUGGAGGCAGAGGAGGAGGAUGGUGGUGGUGGUGAUGAUGUUAUGCACACUGAUGGCCCUCACAUAACUCUGGAGCUUCAGUCAGAUGAGGAGGAGGAAGUGCCUGGUUGCACAUGGGUGCCUUUGAGGACUAUUGAAAUGCCUAUGCCAGCUGAGACAGAUGCGUUAGAGCAACGGGGGGCACUGCACACCUCAGUUUCCUCUCCCUCCCCACCUUCCUCCCCACAGAGGCAGCAGCGGGCUACCUAUGGGAGGCGGUCAUCCCAGACUGCCCGGCAUCCUAAGCGGAAGUACAACGUCUCAGAGUUUGAGAAGCAGCUGAUGGAUGCCCAUCUCCAGCAAAGCACCCUCUUGUCCUCCUGGUACCAGCAGCAGAGCUCCCUCAUGAUCCAGCAGAACCUCAUCUUGGAGAACUUAGUAGAACAGAACAAGAGGCUGGCAGACAACGUCGAGUCACUCAACCGGACGCUGGAGAAGCUGGUCGACUACCAGCAGCCACGCAGGGAGACAGUACAUUUUGUGCAAGACUGCACCUCUGGGACUUCUGCCCGUCUGCCCUCCCGGAUAGCCAGUGGCGAGUCUGUGGGGCAGUCAGGGAUCGAGGUGUUCUCGGGAAUGAUCUUGAAAGUCGAAGAGGAGAUCUAAACAGAAACACAGACUCUUCUCAAACACCAUUUUCAGAGUUUUUAAAGACCAUUCUCUAAAACAAACACUUUUUAUGAUGGGUAAAAAAUUCCUCGUGUUUUCUAGGUCACGGUAAAUGCUACAGUAGCUCUUUUUUUAGUGGGUCAAGAUUCUUGGGUAUAUUCUACACAUAGCCUUUUUUGGUUGCCCAAUAUGGGACAGGAUAUCAUUCUUUUUUAUAACCAGCAGCGCUGUCCAUUUAUGAGAAACAAUUUUGUAUCGGUUCUUUUUAUUGUGAAAGAUAUUUUUCUUACAUAAAUCCAAAACAUAUAAAAAUAAACUCUGUUCAUAUUUAUCUUUACUCUUAAGAGUCUGUCCCCCGUGGAUAUUAUUCUUUUCCAGAAACAUUUUUAGGAACAGGUUUAAAAAAAAAAUAAAAGAAAUCAUUGCCAAGGCUGUAGAACGUGAGAGCCUGAUCCUGCUUCCAUUGAUGUCAAAGAGAAAUUUGUCAUUGACAUUGAUGGGAGCAGGAUGGAGUUCUUAUCGCUAUUUGGAUUAUGUUUGCUGAUUUAAUAAUAAUGGUGAGAGUUCUUUAAUGAGCAAAUAAGACAGUUUUUCUAAGUAUAAGCAUACGGAAUUCCGUUCAUUCUCCCUUCAGCCUAUCCUGACUCUCUCACUAGCUUUGUGUUUGAAAGACACACGAUGUAAGAAUGAAUGGGACAUUUAGGACUGUAGGAAUAUAAUACUCAAUAAUACAGUUCAACAUUGCCAGCUUGCACUGAUUUUAUCACGAAUCUCAUAAUAUUUGUGUUUUUCCUGAAAGCCUCAACUCUUGGGGAAUACAUAAGCAUCUGAGUUUUCCUUUUAAAAACCCUAAAGGUCUAGUCCACACGGUUUUAGAGAAAAGACUGAAAAAACAAUGCGGCUCCAGAGAAGGAGAACCCUUGAGGUCGGCAGUACCGCAUUCCAAAUCCGACUCAAGGUCCAUGUUGUCCUGCAGCCUGUCUCCAAUGGAGACUAGCACCAGCUGUUUUAUAGGAAGGUGCAAGAAACCCCACAGUGGGGAUUACCUGCCCCCCAUGGAGGUCUCAUCCUGAUCCCUAAUAUUUAGAGAAUGGCUUAUACCACAAAGCCUGCAGUUUAAUAUCCCUUCCAAGCCUUUUUGUUUGUAUUAAGUAUUAUAACUGUGGAUAUUCUUGUUAUCCAGAUAAAUAUCCAAUCCCUCUUCGAAUCUUGCUACGUUUUUGGCCUCAACAACAUCAUACGACAACGAGAGCCACAAGCUAAUUAUAUGUUGCUUGAAAAAGUAUUUCCCUUUAUUGGUUUUGAGUUUGCUGCCUUUCAGUUUCAUUGGACCGUCCCCUGUUUUUAUGUUUGAAUUGGUUUCCUUCCUUUCCAGUGCAUAAUCCAGUGUGAAAGUGUGAAACUUCUAGGGCACACCAAAUCAGUUUAUUAAGAAUAAUGCCACUCUGUGCCCAUGCAAAGGGUAAAUGGAUCUAAAAUCUCCAUUGAAGAAAUAGCCAAAUAAAUUCUUGGUAAGAAUUAGCACAGUUCAAUUACCAGAAUCUUGCCAGAAUCCCAGGUUUUUUUUCCAUCUACUGCAAAGAGUUAAAUAAAAAACAAAUGGUGCUUGGCUAUAGAGCCUAUAUCCCGACCCUUCUAUUGACCUCAAAAUCCACUUUAACAUUUGCAAAUCAGAAGGCAGUUAUUUGAAAUAGCUUGAUGCUUGGAAGGAUUCACCUUCACUGAAUGACUUUGGCUACAUUGUGGCCUUAUACACGGUUACACUCAGGCAGCUUUAAACCACUCUAACAGUAUAAAGGGGCCUUAAAGUAAGCAUAAAUAUAAUAUACACCCACUUUAAGGUCUGUUUUUGCUGUCAUAGUGGUGUAAAGGGUCCUUAGUGUCAAAGACAAGCACCCCUGUGUCUUUUAUUCCCUCUUGCUGUAAAGAUUAUACCAUUUUCUGUGGCAUAAGCAUCUUUCAGAUAGCACUAUAAAGUAUUUUCUUCCCUUUCCCUCCCUUCCCUUAUAUUCAUAAAACACCCAGUGAACGAAGUAAGUUCCCUCAGAGUGUAAUAUACUUUAACAUCAGUGCACAAAAAUGAAGUUUACAUAUUAUAAUUAUCUUUUGAUAUAAAAAGCUGGAGGUUUGCAUUUAUUUUUACGUUUGUA
This is a messenger RNA of Trachemys scripta elegans, 4235 nucleotides long. RefSeq names its product t-SNARE domain containing 1 (gene TSNARE1). The record is from RefSeq and is a predicted model, not a curated record. Bases 283 to 2082 code for a protein of 599 amino acids. NCBI's taxonomy places the organism in Eukaryota, Metazoa, Chordata, Testudines, Emydidae. Gene Ontology annotation, cellular component: endomembrane system; membrane; nucleus. Gene Ontology annotation, biological process: intracellular protein transport; vesicle-mediated transport; regulation of transcription by RNA polymerase II. Gene Ontology annotation, molecular function: RNA polymerase II cis-regulatory region sequence-specific DNA binding; DNA-binding transcription factor activity, RNA polymerase II-specific; SNARE binding. The transcript has 13 exons.